This is a messenger RNA of Triplophysa dalaica, 2318 nucleotides long. RefSeq names its product tubulin, gamma complex associated protein 4 (gene tubgcp4). Gene Ontology annotation, molecular function: gamma-tubulin binding; microtubule minus-end binding. The coding region runs from base 112 to 2118 and encodes 668 amino acids. The record is from RefSeq and is a predicted model, not a curated record. Gene Ontology annotation, biological process: microtubule nucleation; spindle assembly; mitotic cell cycle. Gene Ontology annotation, cellular component: spindle pole; gamma-tubulin complex; centrosome. Lineage: Eukaryota; Metazoa; Chordata; Actinopteri; Cypriniformes; Nemacheilidae. The transcript has 18 exons.
GCGUCAUCAACAUGUGACCAGGGUUUUGGCGCUGUGAAAAGCAUCAUGAUAUGAAGUUUCUGUUUUUGUUAUUGUGCAUUAAUUUGAUAGCGACAUUUGACUAACAGUAAGAUGAUACACGAGCUACUGCUGGCAUUGAGUGGGUAUCCUGGGACCAUAUUCACCUGGAAUAAACGGAAUGGAUUGCAGGUUUCCCAGGACCUGCCGUUCCUCCACCCCAGUGAAACCUGUGUCCUCAAUCGACUCUGCAAAAUGGGCACUGACUAUGUGCGUUUCACAGAAUUCAUAGAGCAACACACAGGUCACGUCCACCAACAGGAGCACUAUUCCACCCAACCGACUCAGUCUGGGCUUUAUGGCAUUUACCUGCGGGCAUUCUGCACUGGACUGAACUCUAUGCUGCAGCCUUAUCGACAAGCUUUACUGGAUCUUGAAAAAGAGUUUCUCGGUGAUCCACACCUCUCCAUUUCUCAUGUGAACUACAUGCUGGAGCAGUUUCAGCUUCUCUUCCCGUCUGCGAUGGUUGUUGUGGAAACCAUCAAAUCCCAAAAGAUUCACGGCUGCCAGAUCCUAGAGACGGUUUACAAGCACAGCUGUGGAGGUUUGCCUCCUGUCAGAAUGGCCUUAGAGAAGAUUCUUGCAGUGUGUCACGGUGUGAUGUAUAAACAGCUGGCUGCAUGGAUGCUGCACGGGCUGCUGCUGGAUAAGAGUGAGGAGUUCUUCAUUAAGCAGGGCCCCAGUGCGGGCGGGGCCGCAGCAUCUCAGGAGGAGGAGGAAGAAGACCUGGGUAUAGGUGGACUGAGUGGAAAACAGCUCCGGGAACUGCAGGACCUGAGGUUGAUUGAGGAAGAAAACAUGCUCGCUCCCUCCCUGCAACAGUUCUCCCUGCGUGUCGAGAUGCUUCCCUCAUACAUCCCGGUCCGGGUAGCUGAAAAAAUCCUCUUUGUUGGCGAGUCGGUACAAAUGUUUGAGAAUCACAAUCAGAGCCCGUCCCGAGCCGGGUCCAUACUGAAGCAUCAGGAGGACAUGUUUGCUGCAGAGCUUCAUAGACUCAAACAGCAGCCUCUUUUCAGUCUGGUGGACUUCGAGAAUCUUGUUGAUGGCAUUCGGAGCACAGUCGCUGAGCAUUUAUGGACAUUAAUGGUGGAAGAAUCUGAUCUCUUGGGACAGCUCAAGAUCAUAAAGGACUUUUACUUGUUGGGUCGUGGUGAAUUGUACCAGGCUUUUAUUGACCUUGCUCAGCAUAUGCUUAAAACCCCACCAUCGGCUGUUACUGAACAUGAUGUCAAUGUGGCCUUUCAACAAGCAGCUCACAAAGUUCUGCUCGACGAUGACAAUCUUUUGCCCCUCCUGCACCUCACCAUAGACUACCAAGGAAAAGAAGGCAAAGAGGCUUCUGGGAAUCGAGAGGGCACCACUCCUCCACAGGAGACUUCUCCUCGUGAGGCUCCGCCUACUGGUUGGGCAGCGCUGGGAUUGGGUUACAAGGUUCAAUGGCCCCUGCAUAUUCUUUUCACUCCUGCCGUGUUGGAAAAGUAUAAUGUGGUGUUCCGUUAUCUGUUGAGUGUCCGUCGAGUCCAGUCUGAGCUGCAGCACUGCUGGGCUUUACAGAUGCAGCGCAAGCAUCUCAAAUCAAACCAGAUGGAUGCCGUCAAAUGCAGACUCCGCAAUCAUAUGGCCUUCUUAGUGGACAAUCUUCAAUAUUACCUGCAGGUGGAUGUUUUGGAGUCCCAGUUUUCACAGCUCUUACAACAAAUCAACUCCACACGAGACUUUGAGAGCAUACGAUUGGCCCAUGACCAUUUUCUCAGCAAUUUACUCGCCCAGUCUUUCAUUCUGCUCAAGCCUGUGUUUCACUGUUUAAAUGAAAUUCUGGAUCUCUGUCACAACUUCUGUUCCCUGGUCAGUCAGAACGCUGGUCCUCUGGAAGAAAGAGGAGCAGGCCAGCUGGAUAUUCUGGUUAAGGGUUUCAGUCGUCAGUCUUUCCUGCUCUUCAAGAUUCUUUCCAGUGUGCGUAACCACCAGAUAAACUCUGACCUGGCUCAGCUCCUGUUACGACUAGACUACAACAAAUACUACACCCAGGCAGGAGGCACGCUGGGAAGUUUUGGGCUAUAGAGCAGAGUUUGAAGAUCUCAGAUGCACACCUUUCACAAUUGUCCAUUUCAGAUUAUUAAAAGCAAUUGUAUAAUACAGUAUUUGUCAGUUUGUACAUUCAAUUGUUAAUUUAUGUUAUGCUUAUGUGUCUAUAUCACAGUUUGUUUCUUGACUUUGACAAUGAAUUGUAUAUACUGCAACGGUAAAAAUAUAUGGAAAUG